AUGGCGGGCGCCAGAGAAGACGGAGACGACGAUCAGUUCUUCUCCAUGGAAGCUAAGCCGCUCACCAUUAGAAUCUCCGGCGGCGCUCGCGGGGACUCCGGCGAGAAGUCCGUCCCCAUCUCGCCGGCCAUCUCCAUCUCCAUCUCCCCCCACCUGAACUCCCCUUCUCUCAUCUCGCCGCCCUCCUCCGCCUUCGUCUCUGCCCUCCAGUCGCCCUACAUUUCUCCGAGGGCCUUCAUCCCGCCGCCGCCGUCGUCCACCGCCGCCACCAGCACCAACACCACCUCCCUCCCGUCGCCCACCUCCUUCUCCGACGACCUCCCCAGCACCUCCCACACCCCUCCGUCGGAGAGCUUCGACUACCCAAAACCCGAAGCGGCGGCGCCGCCGCCGCGGAUCUCCUUUUCCUUCCCCGUCCCCAGAGUUUCCUUCACCAAGGCCUCCAUCUCCCCCUCCUCCAACGCGAAGCUCCGCAGCUGCGACGUCUUCAUCGGCUUCCAUGGCCAGAACCCUAAUCUCGCCCGCUUCUGCAAGUGGCUGAAGUCGGAGCUGGAGCUUCAGGGCAUCGCCGCCUUCGUCGCCGACAGGGCGAAGUACUCAGACACUCAGAGCCACGAGAUCGCCGACCGGAUAAUCUGCUCGGCCACGUUCGGCGUGGUGAUCGCCACCAGUUGCAGCUUCCUGAACCCCUUCACCAUCGAGGAGAUCAGAUUCUUCUCCCAGAAGAAGAACCUCGUCCCUCUCUGGUUCGACACCGAGCUCUGCGAGAUCGCGAGGCUGCUCGAAAGCAACCCAGAAGACAAGGAAUGGAGGGACGCUUUCGAUGGCCUGAGCAGAUUCAGCGAGCUCAAGCUCGAAGCAGAUGAGAGCAACUGGAGGGCCUGCAUUUCCAGAGCGGUCGCCAUCCUGAGAUCAAAGCUCGGGAGGAAGAGCCUCGCGGAGGAGCUCUUGCAGGAGCUCCCGUUUCUCCGGAACAGAUCGUUCGUCGGGAGGGAGAAAGAGCUCGCAGAGAUCGAAUCUGCCUUCUUCGGAUGCGGGUUUUCUCACGACAACGAGUUCUCCAAGCCCCCAGGCAUCAAUGGCGGCUCCGGCGGUCUCUCCGACGGAUUCGCCGACGAGGAAACCGACGCCAUUAAGAGCAACGGGAGAUUCAUCAACCUGGAGAUGAGGAAUUCCAAGGAACCCACUGCGGAGGCCUGGAUCGACCCGCCGCCGAUUGAAAUUGCCAGCAGAGGAAGGAACCCACUCCAGAAGCAGAGAUCGAAGCAGAAGAGAUCGAAGCUCGUCGGUGGGAAGAGCCAUGGCACUGCCAGCGUCGUCUGCAUUAGCGGCCUUUCCGGCAUUGGGAAGACGGACCUCGCUCUGGAGUUCGCCCACCGCUACUCCCAGAGGUACAAGAUGGUCCUCUGGGUCGGCGGCGAGGCCAAGUUCUUCCGGCAGAACAUUCUGAACCUGUCGAUGAACCUGAAGAUGGAUGUCAGCGCAGAGACGGAGAAGGAGCGGGGAAGGAUCAGGAGCUUCGAGGAGCAGGAGAUGGAGGCCUUCCAGAGGGUGAAGAGGGAGCUGUUCAGAGAUAUUCCUUACCUGCUGGUGAUCGAUAAUCUAGAAACAGAGAAGGAAUGGUGGGAAGGGAAGGACCUCCAUGAUUUGAUCCCCAGGAACACCGGAGCGACCCAUGUGAUAGUGACGACGAGGCUGCACAAGGUGAUGAGCUUCGAGCCGAUCCACCUCCAGCCGCUGUCCAUGGCGGACGCGUUGACUUUGAUGGGUGGGAGGAGGAGGAAGGAGUAUUCCGCCGGGGAGAUGGAGGUUCUGCGGAAGUUUGACGACAGGCUGGGGAGGUUGACCUUUGGUUUGUCGGCGGUGGGGUCUCUGUUGACCGAGCUGGAGGAGAUCUCUCCGGCGCAGCUGUUCGAGGCCGUUGACGGCGUCUCCCUCUGCGAUGACUUCUGCUCUGCCAGAGAAGAAGAUCCCCUCUGGCAGAGCAACCCCUUCCUCAUGAAGAUCUUGAUCUUCUGCAUGGCGAUUCUCGACCAGGCCGCCGGAGCGAAGAGCCUCUCCUCGAGGAUGGUUCUCGCCGGCGCCUGGUUCGCUCCGGCGCCGGUCUCCGCCGUCCUCUUGGCGGCGGCGGCCAGCGACAUUCCGGAGAAGGGGAGCCACCGGCGGCGAUGGAGGACCUCUCUCUGCUGCUACUCAUCCCCCUGUUUGCAGGUCCCUCGAGCUCGGAGGAGCGAGGUGGAGUCCGCUCUAAUGGCGGUGAAGCUGGGUCUUGCCAGGAGAGCCACCAAGCGACCUGGCUUCUGGGUCCAGCUCCACCCCAUCACUCAAUCCUUCGCCAGGAGAAGAUCCGGACUGCAGCCGGCGAAGGCGGCGGUCAACGGGAUGAAAAAGAUCGGCGACCCAGCGGCGAACUGGGACCAUCUCUGGGCCGCCACCUUCCUCGUCUUCGGCUUCAAGUCGGAUCCCCCUCUGGUUCAGCUGCAGGCGGCGGAGAUGGUCGUCUUCAUCAAGAGGAUCGCCAUCCCCCUGGCGAUCCGCGCCUUUGCGACCUUCUCGAGGUGCAGCUCUGCGCUGGAGCUUCUGAAGGUCUGCACGGGGGUGAUGGAGGAGGCGGAGAAGACGUUCGUGUCGCAGGUGCAGGGAUGGCGGCGAGGUUCUUCUUGCUGGAAGGCGAAGUUGCAGGCGGGGGGGCAGAAGGUGGACGAGCUCGUGUGGCAGGAGGUAACGCUGUUGAAGGCGACCCUGCUGGAGACGAGGGCCAAGCUGCUGCUCCGAGGAGGGCACUUCGACAGUGGGGAGGAGCUCUGCAGGACCUGCAUCAGCAUCAGGACGGUGAUGCUCGGCCACGGCCAUGGCGAGACCUUGGCCGCUCAAGAGACGCUGGCCAAGCUCGUCAGGUUCCGCAGCAAGGUUUGA
Spirodela intermedia is the source of this 2916-nucleotide messenger RNA. The record is from the annotation of a GenBank genome assembly. Lineage: Eukaryota; Viridiplantae; Streptophyta; Magnoliopsida; Alismatales; Araceae.